Serendipita indica DSM 11827 is the source of this 2502-nucleotide messenger RNA. NCBI's taxonomy places the organism in Eukaryota, Fungi, Basidiomycota, Agaricomycetes, Sebacinales, Serendipitaceae. The record is from the annotation of a GenBank genome assembly.
AUGGGCCGCGUCGAUACUGACAAUGUUGCCACUUCUUUUGCCGUACAGCCCGCGAGCCCACCGCGCAUCUGGUGUACCAAAAACAAUAUCCAACAUCCAAACAUCCUUGAAGAGGGCCUUGUAUGCUGCGACCUCUUUCGUGAGACGGCCAGCGGGUACUCGGGCACCAAACACGUCGGAUACACUCCGGGGUACAAGCUGCGUGGUGUGUUCCAGCAGCUGCUCGCCCUCUUUUCCUCCGAGUUUAUCAACGACAACUGGGGUUCAGGCGGCCAGCAUCUUGGAAAUGCUGUGAUUGAGCAUUUUGUUUCCGAGGCGGAUCUAUUGCGGCCGUUUCGCUACUCACACCCACUCAGCGAUAGGCGGGCCAUGUACCCCUAUGUUGAGAAUGAGGAACGGCUGGAGAGGUUGUGGAAUGAGGAUGAUUCGGAGGACGUAUUGAUUAUGACCUAUCAAUGUGAGGACGGAACCGAGAUGAGACAACUCACCAAGAAGAGCAUGUUGCGCGGUCAAGAGCCCCAAGUACAAAUCCCGCGCAGCAUGCAUCCUCAAGCACAAUGCAAACCAUCAGUUGCAUCUCGUGUUCCCGUGUCCUCGCGUGCCUCAAGAUCUGCCUCAAAGGGCCCUCCCCGCAUUUUCAAGUUUGAGUCGCGGAACCCGUACUGGGAGCGAACGCGCCGCAAACUGGCAUCCUUUGAGUGCUCUGAGUGUGGUUAUGGAAGUGAUUCCAUGCCACAUCAUUCGCCUGGCGGGAUUUCGUCUGUUGGACGAGAGUCGAAGCCCGCCUACAUGGUGCCCGCGGCGGUCAAUCAGCUUUCCCGACUCAAAAUGGAUGUAUUACACGUCCUGUGCGAGUUUUUGCCCGACGAGUCCCUCCGAGCGCUCAGCAACGCGUAUCGGCCCUUUGACGCGUUUUUGCGCCGUACAAACGUCCUCCGCAGGCGCCAAGUGCGCUGUUUCUAUCUCUCCACGCCCUUUGAAGAUUGUACAAAGCCCGAGGGAGCGCCAGAGCCAGCCUCGAGCGAGGUGAUGGGCAUUGGCAUCUCGUUGGAAGGUGCAAAGUUGUCUUGCCCCACUCUCCUCGACGGCUUCCUCUCUGAAGCCGCGUUCCAGAAAUGCGGCGUAAGGAGGAGUAUAAGGAAAAAGGAGUUUGGAUUCUUCCUCCCGCUUGCUCUCAACUAUCGACAUUUCCAGCAGAUCAAGCCCCGCGUCUUGGACUGCCUGAAGACGCUCAGCGCAGAGGUUGCACUAUCAGAACCAUAUCGACGCGAACAUGGUUUUGGAAGCCGUUCUCAUCGUCCAACGGCGGCUAGAGGACCUGGUUAUGUGCGCGGAGCGACUCCUGCGAUGAACACGAGGAGUGCGGUCCAGGCAGAUGUGGACAGUGUCAACGUCCUGUACAAGUUUCUCAAUGACGCGGUUGGGACGUAUAUGCGCACUUGCGAAGCCAUUCUCGACGCACCUCCUGCAGCGCUACGACGUCGUGGUGACAUGGGAGGCCACUCUCAGAGUCACCCCCAGGAUGAAGAAUCAUAUUCUACCAGUUUGAUGCACGCAGCGGAAAAGUUUUUGCCCGUUUAUUGGCAGAUUAUGCAUCUCCUCAUCUGCCUCUGCCGUGAUAACCCAGCGAUCCUCCGAGCGGCCCAUACACGAGUACGACAGUUUAUCGACAGUCCAGACAAACGAAGCAAAGAGUAUGAACCCGAACUCGGGGAACUUUUGGUCGUAGCGGCGUUGGUCUUUGCAUGCCAGGACGAAGGAUUACUCCCAUCGAAAGAACCCGCCGAAUCCGCCCCUGAUCCACCUCCACGUCAAUCUCAGCGCCUUCAGAGAACUCCUGGAAGUCGAACAAACACCCUCCUCCGCACACCGAGUAAGCGACGAGGCGCGUCCGUGGCUCCGAGUCUUGCUGGCUCUUCAGCCUCUCAGUCCUCCAAAGACCCGCAUAUUCGCUGGUCGGAGCACUUUGCUGGGCCCCUCCUCCAAGAGGCCAUGACUCGCGGUGCAAAGAGCACAGUCGAGCAUUCGCCCGAUUUGCAAGUUUUCGAGACUGGUGCUUCGCCGUAUCGUAUCAUGCGGACUUUCCAGCACUGCCGUGGGCCAUUGCGGCAGCUUGCGCUCCAAGUCUCGAUGCUCGCCGUAUUCAACUACUUCACAGGAUCACAACCCGGACCCCACCAUCAACAGAUGCACCUCGAUCGGUCGUUUGGCAACCCACCGCCAGAAGCCAUGCACGCACUCACAGAAGAAGUCAAAGUCGUGCAUCGGCUCUCCACGUGGGGAGAGCUCUUCACCAAAGUACAAUACGAAAAUGGGAAAGCGUGGAACGAAGACGAACUUUCCGCUGCUUUAAGACAAUGCAUGCUGCUCAGCGAGCAGCGAGGGUAUCAUACAAACCAACAUCGGCAUGGCGAUGCGAGAUCGCGCUUGGCUCAGAUUAGGGAACGCAAAGAACGGGAUUGGAAGCGGGAUCAUGCUCGACGUGUGAGAAAUCAGCGCUGA